AUGUCACUCGUAUCUGGCGAGAAGUCGAACUUCCAGUUCAUCAUCCGUCUUCUGAAUACGAAUAUUAAGGGUGAAAUCAAGGUAGCCAUCGCACUUAGCGCUGUUAAGGGUGUGGGUCGCCGAUAUGCCAACUUGGUCUGCAAAAAGGCAGAUGUCGAUCUGAGCAAGCGCGCCGGUGAACUUACCUCCGAAGAACUCGAGCGAAUUGUCACCAUUAUUCAAAACCCAACUCAGUACAAGAUCCCAACCUGGUUCCUCAAUCGUCAACGCGAUAUCGUCGAUGGCAAGGACUCGCAGAUACUCGCCAACGGUGUCGACUCCAAGCUCCGUGAUGAUCUUGAGCGCCUGAAGAAGAUCCGCGCCCACCGUGGUCUCCGUCAUUACUGGGGUCUCCGUGUCCGUGGCCAGCACUCCAAGACCACUGGUCGCAGAGGCCGGACCGUUGGUGUCUCCAAGAAGAAGGGUGGUUAA
This is a messenger RNA of Venustampulla echinocandica, 471 nucleotides long. RefSeq names its product 40S ribosomal protein S18. The coding region runs from base 1 to 471 and encodes 156 amino acids. Gene Ontology annotation, molecular function: RNA binding; structural constituent of ribosome. Gene Ontology annotation, biological process: translation. The record is from RefSeq and is a predicted model, not a curated record. The transcript has 3 exons. NCBI's taxonomy places the organism in Eukaryota, Fungi, Ascomycota, Leotiomycetes, Helotiales, Pleuroascaceae. Gene Ontology annotation, cellular component: small ribosomal subunit; ribosome; cytosol.